AUGGAAAUAAGCAUGAAGGAGAACAAGAAAACAGCAAGUGAUUUGAUUAUUAACAUCUCUGGAGAGGAUAAAGAUUCGAAAUUUGCAAUGUCAGAUUCUCCAAAGGAUCAAAACUCAAAAACUUCAGUAGAUUCGCCUUUUACAACAUUGAAUGAUUCGGCUUCUCCUACUCAAAAGCAUGUCCAAAUGAGAUGCCCUUCACCGGAAAUUGCAGGGUUAGGUCAAAGCCCCAAUAAGCGUCCUAAAAUCCCCACGAAUGAGACCCUCACUUCGCGAAAAUCACUUUCAAGGUCAGUUUAUUCGAAGCCCAAAUCAAGAUUUGGUGGACCAUCCAUUCCUAUUGAUACUAUCACAUUUGAAGAAAAUGUAAUAUCUAGUCGAGCUUCACCUAAUAGUAAAGUUGACAAUACUUCUACGACUGGUAAUACACCGAAAGAUGUUAGUAGGACAGCGUCGAUAACUCCAAAGACACUGUUGGUGUCAUCUUCUGUGGGUGUUCGAUUGGAUGAUGAUGAAGAAAUAUAUAAGAAAGUGAGAAGUAGGAGCAAGUUGAAAUAUAGGAAAAUCAAAAAGAAGGUUUUGAUAGAAUGGAUAUUGUUUCUCUGCAUCCUUGGGUUCUUCAUUGCUAGCUUGACUGUGGACAAGGUGCGCCCUUGGAGGGUUGGGGGUUUGAGGAUUUGGAAGUGGUGUGUGCUUGUUUUGGUGACAUUUAGUGGCAAGUUGGUUUCUAAAUGGUUGGUUCAUUUUAUUGUGUUGUUGAUAGAGCUAAACUAUUUGUUGAAGAAGAAAGUGUUGUAUUUUGUCUAUGGUUUGAAAAAGAGCGUCCAGGUCUGUGUUUGGUUGAGUUUGGUUCUCGCUACUUGGGUUUUACUGUUCCAUGAAGGGAUUGAGCGAUCACAGUUUGUCACUCGUAUUUUGCAUUUCAUUAGUUGGACUAUUGCUUCAUUGCUUAUCGGUGCAUUCUUGUGGCUCCUGAAGACAUUGUUGUUGAAGAUUUUGGCAUCGUCAUUCCAUGUCAACACAUUCUUUGAUCGGAUUCAAGAGGCAAUCUUCCAUCAGUAUGUUCUGCAGACGCUGUCCGGGCCAGCAGUUAUGGAGUCAGCUCAGAUGUUGGGUAGAUCAAGCAGUAAUGCUGGUCAAUCGAAUUUGAAUACAUGGAAGAAGGGAACGAAAGACAAGAAAAAGGAGAAAGAGGUGAUUGAUAUCAAUAAACUCCAUCAGAUGAAGAAAGAUAAAGUCUCUACUUGGAGAAUGAAGAUGCUGGUCGAUGUGAUAUCUAAUUCGGGUUUGACUACCUUGUCCAGCACAAUUGAUGAAAGUGUUUACAGAUGUAAUGAACAGGAAGAUACGGAGAUCAUGAAUGAGGAGGAGGCAAUUGCUGCCGCAUAUCACAUUUUUAGGAAUGUAGCUCACCCUUGUUGCAAGUACAUUGAUGAAAUGGACCUAAGGAGAUUCAUGAUUAAAGAGGAGGUGGAUCUUGUGUUCCCAAUGAUUGACGUGGCAAACACUGGUCAAAUUGACAAGAAAACUUUGACGGAAUGGGUGAAUAGUCCUGAAAAUGCUUUCAGAAGUUUUAUACAGCUAGCUCUUCAAGAACUAGAACAAUGUUCAAAACUUGAUGUCUCACUUGCUUUUUAUAAUAUUGAAAUCAAUGAAAAUGCGUGUCUUGAGCAAUGCUAA
Messenger RNA from Fraxinus pennsylvanica, 1680 nucleotides. The record is from the annotation of a GenBank genome assembly. NCBI's taxonomy places the organism in Eukaryota, Viridiplantae, Streptophyta, Magnoliopsida, Lamiales, Oleaceae.